AUGGUGUCUGUUGGCAGCCCUCCUGCACGGUGUGCGAUUUACUUCAAUGGAGACGGAUCGAUGUCUCCUAUCUCGGACCGGUACUACAUUGAUACGAUCAGGGUGGAAUUUAUUCUUCGCCAAUUUAAAUAUGGUAUGCCCCUAGAAGAGGUCUGUUUAAGCCUAAAGCGACAGAGAGAUGGCAAGGGAGAAUACCUCGCCUGUAUAACUCGAAAUAGAGAAUGUGAGCUGUGGGAGCAGCGGCAGUUUCUGCGCAGUAAGCAGUUUGAAAUACGUAACGUGUAUGAAAUUUCAGUAAUAUAUGUGUAUAGGUACUUACGCGCCAAAAGGGAAAAUGGAAAAAAAGAAAUUCUCGGGGCCAGGGACACCCCCCUGGUAAGGCUCCAUCACUCUCCACCCAGAUAUCCGCACAUCGCCAAUAUGAUCCCAACCCACUCCACACUUCGUCGAAGAUCCGCAGUUCGCAGCCGUAAAGCUUCUGUAAUUCGCCGUAACUUUAAAGUGGUCACAACCUCCGGUCUGAGCUCAUCUGUCCUAGGCCGACGUAGUUUUAGUAGCUCCUGUUUGGAUCCUCCCAUAUCUCGCGUGUGUGCGGGCCUGAGUGUUGGACUUAAGUGGGCUAAGUAUAAUUAUAAUUGUCUUUUAUAUUUGUACGCAUUAUAA
Molecule: messenger RNA, 663 nt
Organism: Aspergillus niger
Lineage: Eukaryota; Fungi; Ascomycota; Eurotiomycetes; Eurotiales; Aspergillaceae
Exons: 4
Coding region: 1-663 (220 amino acids)
Source: RefSeq, a predicted model, not a curated record